AAAUGAAUCCAUCUAUAGCUCAAGAAGAUUCUAAGUUAUUAAACACAGCUACAACUGAUCCUUCUCCUAUAGCUCAAGAAGAGCCUCAGUUAGUAGAUCAACCUGUUAUUGUUCCUUCUCCAAUAGCACAGGAGCCUGACAACGAUCUACCGGCACCGGGAAGCGAGUUUGCUGAGUUCGCCGCUGGAUGUUUCUGGGGACUGGAGCUUGCUUUCCAGAGGAUCCCUGGCGUGACUGAGACUGAGGUUGGGUACACUCAUGGGAUCUCUCACAAUCCUUCAUACGAGGUUGUCCGCACGAACAAAACGAACCAUGCAGAGGUUGUAAGGGUUCAGUAUAAUCCCAAUGAGUGCAGCUAUGAGACACUGCUUGAUUUGUUCUGGUCUAGGCAUGAUCCCACCACCUUAAAUCGCCAGGGAGAGCUUGUGGGAGCUCAAUACCGAUCAGGGAUAUACUUCUAUACACCAGAGCAAGAGAAACUUGCACAUGAAUCUCUAGAGAAUCAGCAGACAAAACUUGAGAAGAAGAUUGUGACUGAGAUCUUACCAGCAAAGAAGUUCUACAAAGCUGAAGAAUACCAUCAGCACUAUCUAGCUAAAGGUGGCAUGUAUGGCAAUGCGCAAUCUCCUGCAAAGAGCUGCAAGGACCCUAUCCGCUGCUACGGCUAGGUAUAAAGACUUUGUAACUCUUUCAUCCCAAAACACAGGAGUGUUCUCUGUUUGUAUGUGUGUAAUUAUCAGUUCAUAAUAAAGAUGUGGUAUAAUGUUA
Messenger RNA from Brassica oleracea var. oleracea, 768 nucleotides. RefSeq names its product peptide methionine sulfoxide reductase A2-like. The transcript is spliced from 2 exons. The record is from RefSeq and is a predicted model, not a curated record. Gene Ontology annotation, molecular function: peptide-methionine (S)-S-oxide reductase activity. Bases 3 to 668 code for a protein of 221 amino acids. Lineage: Eukaryota; Viridiplantae; Streptophyta; Magnoliopsida; Brassicales; Brassicaceae. Gene Ontology annotation, biological process: cellular response to oxidative stress. Gene Ontology annotation, cellular component: cytoplasm.